CACCCCUAAAAGAAAAAUUCUUCAGUCCAGUUUUGUCACUCUCAUAUUUCCCUUUCCCUCCCUAAAUCUUUCCCCCCGUCUUUCAACAAAAUCACAAGUCACUGAAUUAGGGUUUGUCAAAAUUAGGGUUUUUUCCCUCUAAAUUAUCAAUGAACAGACACAGGGGAGGAGAACGCUACAGCGACAGCGACAACGACAACGACAACUACAGCUACAACACCAGCAGCUAUAACAACACCAUCGACAACCAAGAUUCCUCUUACCCUAACCGCCGUCCCUCCCGCUUCUCCGACGCCCCUUCCCGCUUCUCCGACAAUCCUAUAAACCGCUAUUCUGAUAACGACAACAGCAACAAUUACAGCAAUUACAAUCGCCGUAGCCCUAAUAAUUACCAAGGCGGUGGAGGGGGAAGGCGCUCGUUUGAUAGUCCUCCGGGUGGUGGUGUAGGUGGAGAUGGUGGAUUCCGGCCCAUGGGUGGUGGUGGUGAUGGGGGGUUUAGGCCGAUGGGGGGUGCAGGUGGGGGGUUUGUGCCUAAUUAUCAAUUGCCGCCUCCGAUGUCCCUGCCACCUCAGAAUAUUUCCGGGCGCAAACGAGGGUUUCACGGAAGCUCGCCUGAUAGGUUUGAUGGUGGUGGUGGUCGUAGUGGUUUUGCUUUUGCAAAGCUCUUUGUGGGUUCUGUUCCAAGGACAGCAACUGAAAUGGAUAUUCGCCCCUUGUUUGAAGAACAUGGAAACGUGAUAGAAGUUGCAUUGAUCAAAGACAAGAGAACAGGACAGCAACAAGGCUGUUGUUUUAUAAAAUAUGCAACCUCAGAAGAAGCUGAUAGGGCCAUCAGAGCUUUGCACAAUCAACGAACUCUGCCUGGGGGUGUGGGUCCUAUCCAAGUUAGAUAUGCUGAUGGAGAACGAGAGCGCCUUGGUGCAGUUGAGUACAAGUUGUUUGUUGGUUCACUGAACAAACAGGCUACAGAAAAGGAAGUUGAGGAAAUUUUUACACCAUAUGGUCGGGUUGAAGAUGUUUACCUUAUGCGUGAUGAAAUGAAGCAGAGUCGUGGUUGUGGUUUUGUUAAAUACUCCCAUAGAGACAUGGCAUUGGCAGCUAUUAAUGGUCUUAACGGAAUAUAUACAAUGAGAGGUUGUGAGCAACCAUUAACUGUCCGGUUUGCAGAUCCUAAGAGGCCCAGGCCCGGAGGAGACUCAAGAGGUGGUCCUGCAUUUGGUAGUCCAGGUGUCGGCCCAAGAUUUCAAGCUUCAGGGCUUAGACCACCACCAAAUUUAGGGGAUCCUAUGGGUGACCAUAUUCCGCCUAAUGCUUGGCUUCCAAUGAGUCCCCAGAAUAUGGGUCCUUCCUCCAAUGCUGGUGUUCAUGGUUUUGGGAAUCAGUUGCCUCCUAGGUCUGGUGACUUAGCAAUGCCUUUAAACCAGACUGUUAACCAGUCGCUGCAGCAUCUCCCCCCUGCUAGCCAGCAAAUAUCACCUCUGCAGAAACCACUUCAAUCGCCUCAGCACUUGCCACCUUCCCUUCAACUACAUGCUCAAGCUGCAUCUUCCUAUCCUCAGACACAGACUUCUCAUGUCAGUCAGCUACAGAGUUCGCUUACUACUGGUCAAACACCCUUCAGUCAAGCACUGCCAUCACAGCAUAUGAUUGGCUUUGGAAGACAGUUGCCUACUUCUCAAACUGAGAUCCAGCAGGGCAUCUCAUCAAAUGUAGCACUACAAGCCCCCCACCCCAUGUCUGUAGCAAUAAAUCAACAGCAAUUGCCUGCACCUAUUCAGCAGCAACUACUUCAGCCUCUCCAGCAGUCCCCUUCUCAGUUAGCUCAGAUGCUGUCACAACAGACUCAAACCCUGCAAGCAAGCUUUCAGUCAUCUCAACAGGCUUUUUCCCAGCUGCAGCAACAGUUGCAGAUGAUGCAACCAUCAAACCAGAGCACACUGCAACAGAGUCCCCAGGCUCCAAAACAGCAGUGGCCUCCACAAGCAGUUGCCAGCACUCCACUUCCUGUAGAUUUGCCUCCAUCUACUUCUGCUCCUACUGCAGGUGUUUUGAGUCAGACUGUUGCUCCUUUAAAAUGUAAUUGGACUGAGCAUACAUCCCCUGAGGGAUUCAAGUACUAUUAUAACGGUGUAACUCAUGAAAGCCGAUGGGAGAAGCCUGAAGAAUUGAAAUUAUUCGAGCAACAGCAGCAACUGCACCAAAAACCUCCAGUUCAACUGCCUCAACCACAGACAAAUCCCCAAGUUUUGCCCACCCAGCAAGUGCCACAAACCCAACAGGUGCAUCUUCAAACACAGUUUCGCCACCAGCAACAGCAGCCACAGCCUUCCUUUUCUUCUAUGGAACAUGGUUAUACACAAUUACCUGCAGCAGCUAGUUCAGUCAACGAUUCGACACGCUUCCAGGGGCGUCCAGUUGCUCAGGAUUGGAUGUGGAGGAAUAAGCCAGCAGGAACUUGAAGAGAGGAAUAUGAGGCAGCACAUGGGCAAAGUUACAGCUACUUGAAAUGCCAAGUGAGAGCACUGGCAAUCCGACAGGAGCGGCACCAACUGCUAUGAGCUUUAAAUGCUAAAUGAGAUGUUUAUUGAACAGUUUUUCCAGCUUAAUCUUUACUAGCUGUGGCGAUGUACUGUUCAACAGUUGCUGUAUGCAAAUGCGUAUGUGCCAUCAGUGCACGGGGUAAUGACUUGCAUAUAACAUAUCAGUUGCUACCUAUGAUCCAAUAUUCACUUGUAACCACAUGAACCCCAUAUUUGGCCCCACUUGAGGAUCCGAGAUGGCAAGUGAUGCUGAUGAAUAAUAAUAGUACUAUUCACUAGGCGUUGUACU
This is a messenger RNA of Populus euphratica (Euphrates poplar), 2829 nucleotides long. RefSeq names its product flowering time control protein FCA-like. Gene Ontology annotation, molecular function: protein binding; RNA binding. The record is from RefSeq and is a predicted model, not a curated record. The coding region runs from base 150 to 2459 and encodes 769 amino acids. NCBI's taxonomy places the organism in Eukaryota, Viridiplantae, Streptophyta, Magnoliopsida, Malpighiales, Salicaceae. The transcript is spliced from 17 exons.